AUGAUGCGAAAGGUAGGCUUAGUGCUGGUGGCAGGCGUGGUCGCCCUCGUUUCAGGCGAUAUCAGUCACCAUGUUAAGAGUUCUCUGCACCACCCACUACAUCGCCACGCGACUCCAAAACAUCAUGUAGCCCCUGUACACCAUGCUGCCCCAGUGCACCAUGCUACUCCUGUACAUCAUGCUGCUCCUGUGCAUCACGGAAAGGGAUAUGCUCCUGCUUACCCUGAUAAACCUCCACACUACACCUAUGAGUACGCCGUCAACGACGACUACGCCGGCACCCACUUCGGCCACUCGGAGGCUCGCGACGGCUACAACACGGACGGCAAGUACUUCGUGCACCUCCCCGACGGCCGCGUCCAGACCGUCACUUACUACGCCGACGAGACUGGCUACCACCCCACCGUCUCCUACGAAGGAACGGCCCACUACGACGCCCAUGCAGCCGUCCCUCAUCACGCCCCUGCCAAGGCUUACCAUGCCCCUGAACCAGUAGGCUUGGUGCUGGUGGCAGGCGUGGUCGCCCUCGUUUCAGGCGAAAUCAGUCACCAUGUUAAGAGCUCUCUGCAUCACCCACUACAUCACCAUGCUGCUCCAAAACAUCAUGUAGCCCCUGUACACCAUGCUGCCCCAGUGCACCAUGCUACUCCUGUACAUCAUGCUGCUCCUGUGCAUCACGGAAAAGGAUAUGUUCCUGCUUAUCCUGAUACGCCUGCACACUACGCCUAUGAGUACGCUGUCAACGACGACUACGCCGGCACCCACUUCGGCCACUCGGAGGCUCGCGACGGCUACAACACGGAGGGCAAGUACUUCGUGCACCUCCCCGACGGCCGCGUCCAGACCGUCACUUACUACGCCGACGAGACUGGCUACCACCCCACCGUCUCCUACGAGGGGACUGCCCACUACGACGCCCAUGCAGCCGUCCCUCACCACGCCCCUGUCAAGGCUUACCACGCCCCUGAACCAGCAUAUCACGCCCCUGAACCAGCAUAUCAUGCCCCUGAACCAGCAUAUCACGCCCCUGAGCCAGCAUACCACGCCCCUGAACCAGCAUAUCAUGCCCCUGAACCAGCAUA
Penaeus indicus is the source of this 1082-nucleotide messenger RNA. Its product is annotated as histidine-rich protein PFHRP-II-like. Lineage: Eukaryota; Metazoa; Arthropoda; Malacostraca; Decapoda; Penaeidae. Gene Ontology annotation, cellular component: extracellular matrix. The record is from RefSeq and is a predicted model, not a curated record. The annotation marks the transcript as partial. The transcript is spliced from 5 exons.